Messenger RNA from Bombina bombina (fire-bellied toad), 3028 nucleotides. RefSeq names its product cell division cycle 14B (gene CDC14B). The transcript is spliced from 16 exons. The record is from RefSeq and is a predicted model, not a curated record. Gene Ontology annotation, molecular function: protein serine/threonine phosphatase activity; protein tyrosine/serine/threonine phosphatase activity. Bases 499 to 2073 code for a protein of 524 amino acids. Gene Ontology annotation, biological process: protein dephosphorylation; microtubule cytoskeleton organization; regulation of exit from mitosis. NCBI's taxonomy places the organism in Eukaryota, Metazoa, Chordata, Amphibia, Anura, Bombinatoridae. Gene Ontology annotation, cellular component: centrosome; spindle pole; nucleolus.
ACUUGGCCCAGCUGCUUUCCCUCGGUACUCAACCUCUAUAACAUCGGAGAUUGCUGCGAGGCAGUUAUGGGUGGGGGUAAUGUAUCCCGGGAAAGCAACGGUGUUCUGCGUAGAGGUAUUUUAUCUACAUCAGCCUCAAAGCAUACAAAAUCACAACGUAAACAACCACAAAACCAGCAGAGGGCGCACACACUUUAAAUCGUCUGAAAAGCAGCACUGUCAUCAGCAGCUGCACUGUGCAUGAUAUUAGUUUCAAUACGUUGCUAUAUUCAGCACAGAACAGAGAUUUGGCCCAUAGUAAGCUGUUAAACAAUAUUGCAAGGAUGUUGUCAUCAGUACAAAAUUGUUGAGAUUGCAGUAAAAGAAAAUAGGGAAAACGGAAUUAAAAAGUGCAUGUUCGUAAAUCAGCCAUUUGCUACUUGUUGACUUCCUUGUAAUUUAGGAGAGAUCCCCUCCCUUUAAUUUCCUGUGAAGUAUGAUCAAGAUCUAUGAGGGGACAUGAAAAGGAGAACAGAUAGGAGGAGAGCACCUGCAGUAAGGAACGCAGGAUGGCUGAAGAAAACAAGGGAUGAUGCAUUGGAAAAGGAGGAAGUAGUGGAUAUGGAAAUAGAAGAAAUCCUGCAAGAGGAUGUUUGCAUCAGUAUAACUGAGCAACUUUACUUUGCCGUCCUAUAUUCCAAACCAAAAUCCUCUCCAUGUGCUCAUUAUUUCAGCAUUGACGAUGAACUUGUAUAUGAAAAUUUCUAUGCGGAUUUUGGACCCCUUAACCUGGCUAUGUUGUACCGAUACUGCUGCAAGCUAAAUAAAAAAGUAAAGUUUCCCUUCAGAUAUUUAUGUUCUUUUUCUUUGGCUAAGAAGAAAAUAAUUCAUUAUACCAGCUGUGAUCCGAAAAAGCAAGCCAAUGCCGCAUUCUUAAUAGGAAGCUAUGCUAUAAUUUAUUUAAACAAACUCCCAGAAGAUAUACAUAGAAUUUUACAAGGCUUAAAUAUAAACUUCCUUGCGUUUAGGGAUGCUUCUUUUGGUACCUGUAAUUUUCAUUUAACACUUCUAGACUGUUUCCAUGCUGUGCACAAGGCUUUACAAUAUGACUUCCUUGAUUUCAAUUCAUUUGAUGUAGAGGAAUAUCAGCAUUAUGAGAGGGCUGAAAAUGGAGAUUUUAAUUGGAUAAUACCUAAGAAGUUUUUGGCUUUCAGUGGGCCUCAUCCAAAAAGUAAAAUGGAAAAUGGUUACCCUCACCAUGCUCCAGAAGCUUAUUUCCCAUACUUCAGAAGACAUAACAUUUCAACCAUUAUACGUCUCAACAAGAAAAUGUAUGAUGCCAAGAGGUUUACAGAUGCUGGUUUUGAGCACCAUGACCUUUUCUUUAUUGAUGGAAGCACCCCUAGUGAUUCCAUUGUCAAGAAAUUCUUAAAUAUUUGUGAAAAUGCUGAUGGAGGUAUAGCUGUUCAUUGUAAAGCUGGCCUUGGAAGAACAGGCACACUUAUUGGAUGCUAUAUGAUGAAACAUUACAGAAUGACAGCUGCAGAAACCAUAGCCUGGGUCCGGAUAUGUAGACCUGGCUCAGUGAUCGGUCCUCAGCAGCAGUUUUUAGUAGACAAGCAAAUGGGCCUUUGGAGUGAAGGAGAUCUGUACCGCAAAAAGGUGAAAGAACAAGAAAAUGGGAACAAUUUGGGAGUCAAGUUCAUACUUUCAGGAGUGGAUGACAUCUCCAUUAAUGAUAUCCAGAACAGAACAUCUGGAAAGGAAGAUAUUGGAGUGUACAGUGAUGAUGAAGAUGACGAUGAAGCCUUCAAUGUGACACAAGGCGAUAAGCUUCGAGCCCUGAAAAGCAGGCGGCAAACAAGAACUUCUACUUCAGCACCUCUGUCAGUAAUUCUGCAGUCCAGUGUGCAGAGCCCCAAAUCAUGUUUAUCUGGCAGUUCAGGCAUUACAAAAAGGGCCACCAGGUCUUCUACAGGAAGCAGCACUUUGAGAGGCGUGAUUCCCGAGAGGAAGAAAAGGAUUGCUUUGCACCAAAUGCGCUUAAUGAAAUUAUGUCACACCAUUCCAAGGACCAGGACAGUGCUGCGGUAAAUAUAAAGACCCGUUGGCGCCAAGGAUGGUCUUCUCAGAAGGAGGGGAAGGAGAACAAUUAACAAUUAAUCAUAGCUGCAGCCUGCAACUGAAUUUGAAUGUACCUGCCCACAGCAGUAAUGAGGAAUUUUUGUGUCUUGGGCAGAUGGUAAAUAAAUCUGCUUGCUUAAAAAGUGGAAGGAACUUAAUGGUGAAAAAAUGUGAUGGCAAUCCUUUAAUAUGGUGGACUGAAAAGCUGUCGCAGUGUGAAUUUCUCAUUUUCUGCUGCUGAAAAAGUUAGGAGAUGAAACAUAUGACUACAUAUGGAUUCAAUUUCUACAUUCCAUUUGUUUUUUGUCUUUAGGAAAUGUGCUACUUGUUUAAAUACUUUGUACCCCAUUGUACAGUUAAAGACCAAAGUGUCUACAAACUAUUACGUAGAGAUGAAACUUUUUUCUUUUUUUCCCCCAUGAGAAUGAACUGGAAUGUCUGCAAUGGAGUCAGCUGGCCUGUUUUUACCAAAGAAACAAGAGAGCAACUUGGCAAUGCUACUGGUGGUAUUGUAAUUAAGGCAAGUGCUUUGAACAGAUCUAGUCAGUUAUUUGAUUUUACCCCAGUUGCAAGUCAAUUAGUUUGUAGUUUUAUUUUACUCUGUGAUGUAAGCAAAAUAUUUCUUACAAAUAAUCAUAAGCAAAAUAUACAUUUUAUAAUGCAAUAUGGUACUAGAAGAUAUUAAUGAAUACAUUAAAUAUACAGUUCUCUGACAUAAAAAUUGUAGUAAGCUGUUUAACCUGGGCAGGUUUUGUAUAUAACGAAAACAUUUUACUGAAAAAUGGAUACAUUUGCUGUUGAGUUAGACAGUCGAUCCAAAGCUACUUCUUGAGAUAAUUGAAUGUAUAGCAGACCUCAGUCUGCAGUUUGGGGGGUUGUAUAUCAAUAUAUAUAUAUAUAUAUAUAUAUAUAUAUAUAUAUAUAU